ACACAAACAAAAAAGCCCGAAUUACAAACAACAAAACUAGGGUUUUAUUGAGUCCAACGACGAUAUAAAACCCUAAUUUAUCGUCCCCUUCAUUUCUUUCUGAGAUCUCUCCUAUAGCCUCAACAACUCAAACCCCCAUUUUUAGAGCUUAGGAGAAGAAAAAUGGCGACAGUACCAGGAUCUUUGGUGUGGGAGAUCGUUAAGAAGAACAACUGCUUUUUGGUGAAGGAAUUUGGAAAUGGAUCUGCUAAAGUUCAGUUUAGCAAGGAAAACAACAACCUUUUCAACAAACACUCCUACAAGUAUUCCGGUCUUGCAAACACCAAGACUGUGUCUGUUCAACCAGGAGGCAAAGACUCAGUUGUGCUCGCUACAACCAAGACCAGGAAGCAGAACAAGCCCGGUAGUCUAAAACACAAGUCUGUGAUGAAGAAAGACUUCAGCAGGAUGGUCAAGGCUGUUGAGAACCAGGUUUCCGACAAUUACUACAGGCCUGACUUGAAGCAAGCUGCCCUUGCAAGGUUGAGCAUUGUGAACAGAAGCCUUCAAGUUGCCAAGUCUGGUGUUAAGAAGAGGAACAGGCAGCCACCUAAGCUCCGCGGCAGGAAGUGAAUUAGGUGUUGAAAUUUUGUCAUACUUUUGAGUAGUAGUUCUGGAUGACUCUUCGACUCAAUCUCCCAUUUUGUUUCUCUUAGUUUUUGUCGUGUGAGACAGUAUUAUUUUCAAUUUAUGAGAAAUAGACGACUUGGUUUCAACUGUUUUUGUCAUACAACUAAUGUGUUUGUGGAAUGGAUACAUAGAAGCAAUCAUUAUCAUUGAAAGUUGGAAGUUGUUAUUUCAUCCACCAUAAUUUGGAUGGUUUAUUUCCUUUC
Messenger RNA from Chenopodium quinoa (quinoa), 872 nucleotides. RefSeq names its product 60S ribosomal protein L28-1-like. NCBI's taxonomy places the organism in Eukaryota, Viridiplantae, Streptophyta, Magnoliopsida, Caryophyllales, Amaranthaceae. The transcript has 4 exons. Gene Ontology annotation, molecular function: structural constituent of ribosome. The coding region runs from base 163 to 612 and encodes 149 amino acids. Gene Ontology annotation, biological process: translation. Gene Ontology annotation, cellular component: ribosome; cytosolic large ribosomal subunit. The record is from RefSeq and is a predicted model, not a curated record.